This is a messenger RNA of Protopterus annectens (West African lungfish), 720 nucleotides long. RefSeq names its product odorant receptor 131-2-like. NCBI's taxonomy places the organism in Eukaryota, Metazoa, Chordata, Ceratodontiformes, Protopteridae. Gene Ontology annotation, molecular function: G protein-coupled receptor activity. The transcript has a single exon. The record is from RefSeq and is a predicted model, not a curated record. Gene Ontology annotation, biological process: G protein-coupled receptor signaling pathway. The coding region runs from base 1 to 720 and encodes 239 amino acids. Gene Ontology annotation, cellular component: membrane.
AUGCUACUUCUGUUCACAGUGAUGAAGUUGAAGAUUCCUGCUGCAGUUUGUUACAUCAUGGUCAUCAUGUCUGGGGUCAACUUCCUUAAUACUCCACUCAACCUGGCAACUAUGUCACUGGAACGUUACAUUGCAAUUUGCUUUCCACUACGACAUGCUGACCUUUGUCGAGUAGAGCGGUCAAGGAUAGUCAUUUUUGUCAACUGGAUGCUUGCACUCUUACCAUAUGUUAUGGAUAUGUAUUUUCUACUUACCUCUAAGCAAAUUAUUAUAUUCUCCCAAACAGUGUCAUGUAGUAGGGAUGCACUCAUUUUCACAUCUGCCCAAACUACAAUACGGACACUAGCCCAUACCAUUUACUUUAUACUAGUUGGUUCAGCAAUACUUUUUACUUACAUAAAAAUUAUGCUGGAGUCUAGAAAAGUUACAGCUGAUAAGGCUUCUGUUUCAAAGGCCCGAAAGACAGUAACACUUCAUGCCGUUCAACUUGGAUUAUGUCUUGGAGCUUUUGCUUAUCCACUGUUAGAGGCCCUGCUAAACAAACUAAAUGACUGGCUCAGGGAAAAUUUAUCUUAUGUGAACUUUUUCAUUUUUAUGCUGAUCCCAAGAUUUCUCAGCCCUCUGAUUUAUGGCCUGAGGGAUGAGACCCUCAGAAGCUACAUGAAACGAUACAUGCCAUGUUAUUCUUCAAAAAUAUCUACUGCUGCAGGAUGCAAGUAG